Molecule: messenger RNA, 6795 nt
Organism: Diorhabda sublineata
Lineage: Eukaryota; Metazoa; Arthropoda; Insecta; Coleoptera; Chrysomelidae
Product: zinc finger protein 665-like
Exons: 13
Coding region: 349-3435 (1028 amino acids)
Biological process (GO): regulation of transcription by RNA polymerase II
Cellular component (GO): nucleus
Molecular function (GO): DNA-binding transcription factor activity, RNA polymerase II-specific; RNA polymerase II cis-regulatory region sequence-specific DNA binding
Source: RefSeq, a predicted model, not a curated record
GCCAUGUUGUUUUUGACUGUUUAUUGUUUGCGGCGCCCCGCUACCGUUGUUAUAUUAAACUAUGAUAUUUAAAAAGUUAAAACAUUAGUGCUAUUAAUAAACCUUAUAAAACAUAUUAAUGUAUAUUGAAGAGUGUUUAGUGUUACUUAUUCACAUUAUAACUGUAUAAAUUCUGUAAAUUUGUUCAAAAACCUAUGAACAGUUUUACAAUGGCUACCUCCGCGUCCCCCCUAAUAACUAAAAUUGACAGUGAAAAUGUUCACGUGAUAUUUAAAAACUAAUAAAACUAUUAACAAUGUUUAUUUGUAUUAAAUAAAGUUAAUUCUUAAUUUUUUAAUUACUACAGCUAUGAAUUCUGAUAAUCAGAAUGUUUUACCAACAGUGCACGGAACUUCAGAGGGAGCUUCCCAUAGAAGUCCUGCCACUACUUCUGUACCUACAGAUUUGAGAGUAAAUACUACAGCUUUAAAUGCUGUUGCUUUGAGUAAUGUAGCUAAAUAUUGGGUGUUAACAAACUUGCUUCCUGGACCAAUACCACAAGUAUCAGUUUAUGGAUUGCCAGGUGCUACUAGGGAGAGCCAAGGAAAAAUUUCUCAAGAUACUGUUCUCAGCCAGCAUAGUUUUCUACAAACUGAUCCACUGCUCAUUCAACAGCAUACUCAAAUUCCAGUUAGUAUUGCAACAUCACAAGGUAAUAUUGGACUGCCAACAAAUGCUGUGCAUCUUGAAAAUGCCCUUAAUGUAUCUAGUCACCACUCCAAUGAAAAUAUAUCAUCACAGAAUAUGAAUCAGUUAUCUAGGGACAUGAGAAUAACCCAUACUCAACAUCAAAAUCAGCAAUCUCAACAGCAUCACCAGCAGCAGCAACAACAACAACACCAGCAACAACAACAACAGCACCAACAACAAAAUUCUCAAAAUUUAGUUCAAGUACAAGUCCAGGAUAAUUUGGUAUCAGUGAUCGAGGAUACCAAGGAUCAAAAAGAUAUAUCGGCCCAACUACAAGCAGCCCAAUUACAACUUUCAGAAAACAAUAUAGCUCAGCAGUCCUUGACUGUUCAACAGCUACAACACAUGCAGGUUCAACAAGUUUUGGAAAACGUGGUGCGACUGGAGAACUCUGUAGAAAACAACCAGAACCAAUCAAAUAACAAUCAUCAGGAUUCUCUUACAGAGUCGAUACAAAUAGUAAAAGAUGAAAAAUCAUUUCCUAGUUGUAAAUUAGUAUCGGGCUCACAAUUCGGUUUGCAGGAUCUCAAGAGUAACAUGAUGGACGUCAGAACUGCUGAUGGUAGCAUCGUUAAAAUACAGACUAAUAUGCAAGAACAGGAAUUGGUAAAAACAUUGGGGCUGGAUAUUGUAAACAACAUGUAUAAAGUUAAUGUGGAUGAUUUGAAUCAGUUGUUGGCUUAUCAUGAGAUUUUUGGAAAAUUGCAGGGCAACCAAGGUACAGAUUUGUCUAACAAUAACCAAAAUGUAACACAAAAUUCAAAUCACUUGAAUAUUUCAAAUUCUAAUAUAAUUAUCACCAAAGACGAACAAGAACCGUCCACGAGCAACGUUUCCAACGAAAACCUACCAACGGUAGUUCCAACACACGCAUGCGACUUGUGCGGUAAAAUGUUUCAAUAUCGUUACCAAUUAAUCGUACACAGACGUUACCAUACAGAACGUAAACCAUUCACUUGUCAAGUAUGUGGCAAAGCUUUUACUAAUGCACAAGAACUUACUCGCCACGGAAAAUGUCAUUUAGGAGGAAGUAUGUUUACAUGUUCAGUUUGUUUUCAUGUAUUCGCAAAUGAUGCUUCAUUAGAGAGACACAUGAAAAGACAUUCUACAGAUAAACCAUAUGCUUGUAGUAUUUGUUCAAAAACUUUUGCAAGGAAAGAGCAUUUGGAUAACCAUACAAGAUGCCAUACAGGGGAAACACCUUAUAGGUGCCAAUAUUGUACAAAAACGUUUACGAGGAAGGAACAUAUGGUAAAUCACGUUAGAAAACAUACAGGAGAAACGCCUCACAGGUGUGAAAUAUGUAAGAAAUCAUUUACAAGAAAGGAACAUUUUAUGAAUCACGUUAUGUGGCAUACGGGAGAAACUCCACAUCAUUGUACAUUUUGUGGAAAAAAGUAUACUAGGAAAGAACAUUUGGCAAACCAUAUGAGAAGCCAUACUCAUGAUACACCUUUUAGAUGUGAAAUUUGCGGCAAAUCAUUUACAAGAAAAGAACAUUUUACGAAUCAUAUAAUGUGGCACACUGGUGAAACACCUCAUCGUUGUGAUUUUUGUUCUAAAACUUUUACUAGGAAAGAACAUCUCUUGAAUCACGUGAGGCAGCAUACAGGGGAAUCCCCACAUCGGUGUGGAUUUUGUGCAAAAUCGUUCACCAGGAAGGAACAUUUGAUUAAUCAUGUUCGGCAGCAUACAGGUGAAACACCAUUUAGAUGCAACUUUUGUCCCAAAGCUUUUACAAGAAAAGAUCACCUCGUGAAUCACGUUCGUCAACAUACUGGUGAAUCUCCUCACAAAUGUACCUUCUGUACUAAAUCUUUUACCAGGAAAGAACACUUGAAUAAUCAUGUUAGACAACAUACAGGGGAAUCUCCUCAUAGGUGCCAUUUUUGCUCCAAGUCUUUUACAAGAAAAGAACAUCUUACAAACCACGUCAGAAUACAUACAGGUGAAUCCCCACAUCGAUGUCAGUAUUGUCAAAAAACUUUCACCCGCAAAGCACACCUCACCAAUCACCUACAUCAACAUACAGGCGAAUCACCGCAUCGUUGUGAAUUUUGUCAAAAAACCUUCACUAGAAAGGAACACCUCACUAAUCACUUGCGGCAGCACACAGGAGAAACUCCACAUUGCUGUAAUAUUUGUUCUAAACCUUUCACCAGAAAAGAGCAUCUUGUAAAUCACAUGCGAUCACAUACUGGAGAAAGACCUUUCGCUUGUAAUGACUGUGGAAAGUCCUUCCCACUUAAAGGAAAUCUUUUAUUCCACCAAAGAUCUCAUAAUAAGGGGGCUAAUGCAGAACGACCGUUUAGGUGUGACCUUUGCGAAAAAGAUUUCAUGUGCAAAGGACAUUUAGUAUCACAUCGUCGAUCACAUAUGAGCGAACGACCACAUGUUUGUCCUGAUUGUGGCAAAGCGUUUGUAGAAAAAGGAAAUCUAUUACGACAUCUUAAAAAACACACAGCAGAUCAAGCCCAAGCACAGUCCAACAACCAAAUACAGAACCAAGGUAAUAACGCAUCACAAAAUACUCAACCCGCAGUAACUACAUCAAAUAUUCAAAUACCGCAAGUUCACGUUAGCCAAGCUCAGCAACUGCAACAAAACACCAAUGCUAACUUAGGCCAAUCUUCACAUAUGCAAAUGCCACCUCCUAGUAGCCAUACUGUUAUACCAACAGCAAAUAAUAAUGUACUGACCUAUUAGGCUCUUUAACCUGAGUUUAUUUUUGGCGCAGAAGACAGAUAUUAAAGUAGAAAUAUAUUGAAAUUGAGUGAAAAAAUACAAAUUAUUACUCAAAUAUUUAUCUACAGACUGAUUCUAGAAUUAAUGAAUUUUACCUAAUAUCCUUUGCAAGGUAGGUGUAGAUGCAUUACGCAACUUUUCUUCAUGAAAAGACAUAUCUGAAAUGUCUACAGUUCUUCUUCUUUGAGCAUAUUAAAAUAUCCAAAAAAUAUUACCAAAUUUUUAUUACCAAAUAAAUUAUUUAGGAGAGAACAUUGUUUAUAAGCAAGUACCAAGUAAACUAUGGUGAGAAUGCUCGACUUCGUCUUCCGGGGAAGACUUGUUGACAAUGAACAGACAGUAGCCUAAUAAUAUGGUCAUCCAUGUUAGAAAGAAGAAGACUUGAAAAAUUAAAAUCAUUAUCAUCAUUAAAUGCUCCCAUCUGUCUUUUGAUGCCUACAUUAAAUGAGCUCAGGUGUAUACUGCAAACAUAUUUGUUGUGUGAUAAAUAAUUUUAAUUGUUAACGAAGUAGUGUUUAUUUCUGAACAGUAUUUUAUUUAAAUUUUAUUAAAGGAAUUGUAACUGCCGAAAUAAUCGGUGAUAUUUGUUUGAAUCUCCAUAUUGUGAGGAGUGUUUAUAUCCUUGUAAAUCGAUGGUACUAUUAAAAUAUUGUAAUAUUAACAUAGAGGUAUUAGUACACGAUUGUGCGCGUCUAAAUUGAUAGUUAAUAAAUAAAUAUCCGGGAUUUGCAGUAUUAAAUUAUUGUUUUCUAGAAAUUUUUGUUUGAGGUUAUAGAAGGUAUACUACCAUUAUCCCUUUGUUCUUUCCGAAUAUGAGUCCAGAUUAAAAGUUUUGCGUUAUUUCUUCGGCAAUUGCGUGAUUGAUAAAAAACAGAUAUCUAAAAGUCGAAUUUUUAUGCAAAGAUUUUCACGAUUUAUUUAUAAAUCACGAACCCUUUCAAGAAUGAUCCAUAUAGAAAUAUAUACUGAUUAUACAAACCUCCAAAAUGUUCAAAGUAAACUAUUUAAAAAAAUUCUCCUAGAAUGUAGAUCUGGUGAUUUGGGAGGUUGUAAGCAGGAUCAAGUGGGAAUUUUGAUCCAACAUUUGCACGUUUUAUUUAUAAAUCACUAAUCCUUUCAAGCAUGUUCUGUAUAUAAAUAUAUAGCUUUAAUACAAACCAUAAACAGGUUCAAAGUAAACUAUUUAAAAAAUUUCCAGAAGAAAAAAAUCUUGAAGGAUUUUGAUCUGGUGAUCUAGGAGGGUGUAAAAAGAAUAAAGUAGAUUAGGUAGGAUGUGUGGUUUAAUUAAAUUAUCAUUUAAUAACCUUGCUCAAAAUUUUUAUUGAUUUUAUCAGUGUUGAUUUGUUAACAAUAGCAAAUCAAAUGCUGUUUGUGGAAUUCUAUACAAAAAUUACUUAUUUUAUUGUUGACAUGAAUACAACUUUCAAAUUUUAUUGCGAGCAUUUUCAUCAAUUAUUGUUUAUAAUUGAUUAUGCUGGUCAUCCUGAACACUUCUAAUUAUGUUCCUGAUUUCAAAUCGUCAUAUAUUUACAAAGAAAUGAGUUUUUUCGCUGGCAUAAAUUUAUCCCUCUUGUUGUCCUGGAAUAGAAAAUAAAUAAUUAUAAACAAUUACUAGUAUUUUUCAAAAUUUGAGAGUUUGAAAUAAAAGGAAAAACUUCUUUUUCAUAAAUAAUUUAUCUACAACAGUGUAAUAAUGUUCAUGAAAAUGAGUCUCUUCCAGAUACGUCCAUAAUUUUGAAAAUUUGACAUUGAUUUUUUAGAUAUAUCAAAUUUGAAUAAUAUUAACGACGAUAAAAAAGUGUAAAACACUACAUAACUAAAUUUUGGGAUUCAUAUUUGGAUUUUUCAAUUAAUCAAAAGGAAAUUUACAACAACUAAUUACCAAUACAGUAAAUUUCGGAAUUAUGAAUGCCUAUGUGCUCACUAAUUUUAAUUUAUUUGAUUUUUUAUUGCCUCCAAGGUUUGUGCAAUAUGACUCAUAUAUUAUCAUAUAUUUUUUAUAUAUUUUUUUAUAUCUUCGGUCUUAUUUUUUUAUCAUAUAUAAUCAUGGGAACAAAUUUCUUCUAGUUCAAGAUGAUCUAACAAAAACGAAACAUAACUUGACUUAUUUUUUUAUGUACUCUAUAUUAUUUAAAAAAUUGAAAAACACAUAGGUAAUAAAAAUAGAUUAUACAGAAAAAUUUUAUUUUAUAACAAGAAAAUAGUACAAGUAUUAAAAGUGUCCAAAUGAACAUUCAAAAGUCAUAACUAAUAUAGUGGAAAUAUUUAAAAAAGUUAAAUGGGCAAUUUAACAAAUUUGGGAAGCAAAACAGUCAAAAUAAGGAAGAUUAAAAAAUUUUUAGAGUAACUGAAACAAGUGGAGUACUUUUGUUAAUAAAUAAUAUAUAUUAAAAGAAUAAGUUAAAAUCUCAAAUUUUAACAACAUCCAAAAUAACUUCCGUCCUAGGUAUCAUGAAGUGAAAUAAGAAAAUUUGUAUUUAUUAUUAUGACUUAUGAAUUUUAUAUUGUGUAAAAGAUUAUAAUUAUUUUUGUUAGUUACUCAAGGUAGCUAACAAGAAUAACAAAGAAUAGUAAGAUGCCACUAUUCAUUGUUUUCUUGUAUCAGGCACUGGAUCGACUUCCAACAAUUAACGUCUUAUAUUUACACAAAACUUUAACAAAUUAAAUAACUAAAUCUUCGUCAAGAAUCACUAUAUUCAUGAAAACUGUAUGAAAAUAUGUUCCAUAUACAUAUAGACAGAUGUGGAGGAGGAUUUUACGUGUACAUUUACUUUUAAUAAUUUGAACAAUUCACAUCGUAACGAAGAUAUUCGAAUUUGGAUUUUCAUUUUUGUUAGCUCAUCUUUGUUGUAUUUAUAAGUUGUUAAUUCAUAUCAUGUGGAUAUUAGAUAAUUGUUGUACAGAAUGUUUCUAAAUUUGUAACAAAUUUUAUUCCAAUAUUCUGAUUACCAAAGAUUCAUAGGCAACAUUGAAGAUUAUUGUAUAUAUUCAACAUAAUCAUUAACUGAUCAUUUUCUGAAUUUAUGCUUUUCAAAAAUUACAGUAUUUGCUAUUUACAAGCUUCAGUAUGAAUUUCAGAAAUUAAAUUUGGAAGUAUUCUGUAUAUAUAUACUUUGUAUUUAACAAUUUAGCUUUAUAAUAAACGAAUUAUUGUAAAAAUCUUUAGACACAGCUACUAAUUAAUUAGAAAAAAUAUUUUUAGCUUAGACAGCUGAAGAAAUAUUUUGUAAUUGAAAUAAGCUGCAUAUUUUCAGGUUAUAAUUUAUAUAAUAUAGAUGAUGUACAAAACAAUGCAUUGAAAAUAAAUACUUUUUUCAUUUA